AUGAGAUUAACCUUUGUGGGUGCUCUAAUUGGAGCAUGGGCAAGCUAUGCGGUCGCAGAAACGCUGGUCACUCGCGAGGUGGUAACCAAUCUCCCGGCUGGUUGGAAGUUCGAGAAGCCAGCGAAGGCAGAAGAACCGAUACAAUUGUCAAUCGCACUCAAGCAACCUAGAAUCAAUGAACUAAAAACCCGUCUCAAUCGUAUCAGCGAUCCGCGACAUGCUGAAUACGGAUACCAUCUCACGAGAGAUGAAGUAAAAGCCUACCAAGCACCCGACCGAAAGACGUUGAAUUUGGUCCACUCGUGGCUCAGGUCGAACAAAAUCACAAAUAUAACUAACGAAGGCUCAAUGGUGAAAUUUACUUCGACUGCUGCGGAAGUUAAUAGGAUCCUUCGCGCCAACCUAGGAUAUUAUUCUUUCCAGGACUCUUCAUCAUUCAUUCGUGCUCAAUCAUAUGCACUGCCUCGGAUACUUGACGGAAAUGUCGAGUUUAUAUAUCCAAUCUCUAAUUUCAUGCCACCACCUCAAUCUAGACUUAAGCACCGCCCUUCUCGAAAAGCAGCCUUCGAAGCGAGCGACGACGACCAGCCUUGCUCAUCAGGUGUCACUCCAGCGUGUCUCAAAAAGCUUUAUAAUGUGACAUAUACCGACACUAAAACGCCCAUAGAGUCGCCUGUCCGAUUCGGAAUAGCUGGCUUCCUUGAGCAGUGGAUCAAAUACGACGAUGUUUCCGAAUUUCUUGGAAGAUAUUCACCGGAACUCGCACCACUGAAUUAUAACUUCACGGUUGUCACGCUAAAUAAUGGUACCAAUCCUCAGCCUAAUGUACCAGAAUCGAGAGCGGGGUUGGAGGCUAGUUUAGAUGUCGAGUACGCUAUGGCCCUUGCCUAUCCGGCGAAUGUGAUUUACUAUUCAACAGGAGGACGAGGCGAGAAGGUUGAUCGUGAGGGAGACUUAAUGCCAUCGAAUAGGAGCGAUAAUGAGCCAUACCUCGAGUUCUUCCAGUACCUUCUUGACCUCAAGGACGAAGAAAUACCCCACGUUAUGAGUAUCUCAUAUGCUGAUGAUGAGCAGUCGGUGCCAACUCCAUAUGCUACUCGCGUGUGCGACCUUUUGGCUCUUGUUGCAGCUCGUGGUAUUACAGUUCUCUCUGGAUCGGGCGAUGGCGGCGCUGGUGGUAUAGGGCAGAAUCAGUGUUAUAGUAACGAUGGCCGAAGGCGUAAGAUAUUCCUCCCCACGUUCCCAGCCAGCUGCCCGUAUGUCACGGCUGUAGGCGCAACAGGAAAUACUCUACCUUUAGAAGGGGCCGAAUUUAGUACAGGUGGCUUCAGCAACUACUUCUCUAGGCCAGAGUGGCAGAAGGGCGUCGUGGACGAGUACAUAUCUACCCUCAACGGAUCUCACAGAGGUCUAUAUAAUGCAUCCGGACGGGCGUUCCCUGAUAUUAGUGCUACCGGUACGAACUACGUCAUCCAAGUAGGCGGCUACCAAACCGACGUACUUGGAACGAGUGCCAGCACACCCGUUGUAGCUGCUCUAGUGGCGUUGAUCAAUGAUUCGAGGUUGAAGGCAGGGAAGAAUAGUACAGGAUGGCUUAAUCCAGCGCUGUAUUCACAACCUGUUAGGGAAACGCUACAAGACAUCACGACGGGCGUCAGUCAGAAUUGUGUAUUUGGCGAUGAUAAAGAGCCUGGAUGGGAGAGUGUAAAGGGCUAUGACUGUGUAACUGGUCUCGGUUCCGUUGGUGACUUUACGAAGCUGUUGAAUAUGUUAGGGUAG
Molecule: messenger RNA, 1779 nt
Organism: Daldinia childiae
Lineage: Eukaryota; Fungi; Ascomycota; Sordariomycetes; Xylariales; Hypoxylaceae
Product: Tripeptidyl-peptidase sed3
Exons: 2
Coding region: 1-1779 (592 amino acids)
Biological process (GO): proteolysis
Molecular function (GO): tripeptidyl-peptidase activity; serine-type endopeptidase activity
Source: RefSeq, a predicted model, not a curated record